GGGGGAGACGGACGAUGAGCCGAGGCGGAUGAAUGAAUGAAUCUUAAGACAGUCGUGAGAAGCGCAUUCACGAAACCACGACGCCUUUGAGAGACGCGCUUUUUGAAGAUCGCGGCUUUUCUUCAACGUCGCCGUCGCUCGUCGUCGUCGCCGCUUCGUCGUCGUUUUCCUCCUGCGCAUUGUGUCCAUAUACACAAUCGCGAUUCUCGAUUGUGCACCUCUCUCUCUCUCUCUCUCUCUCUCCCUCCCUCCCUCCCGCACACACUUUCUUUCACACGUCGCGCGAGUGUGCCCGUGUGUUACUCUCUCGCCCUGUUUACCGUCUCUCGUCGUUUUUGCCAUCCGUCUUUCGCGAGAGAGGAACUCGCCGUCGAACUUCGCUGUUUGCCUCGUUCGCCGUUGGUCUCUUUCUCCGCAUCGUUUGCGGUUUCGCUCGGCUUCCCUGUCGCACGUCCCGAACACUUUGGCGCCGCUCCCCGACUUUGUGAUCGUCAACGCGGUCGAGCCGCGUCUCCGCUCGCGCGCAAGAGUGCGGUGAAUCGGGCUGUGGACGAUGGCAGCGGUUAUCGCAUGGUUAUUACUGUGAUACUGUGACCGCGAAGGAAUAAAAAUCGCCGAGGAUAAGGAAGCGAGAGGAAAAGGAGAGAGAAGAAAUUGCGCCUCAGAGGCGAGUUCCUCGUCUUCCCUCCUCCGGGAACGGGAUGAUCGAGCAGUGACCGUUAAUCCAUUCGCUGAAUCGAAAUGAUCGACGUAUGUCGUAUCAUGUGUGGGAAGCGUCGGUCGGGAUCUUAACGAGAGCGCGACGGUGCAGCCGCCGAUGUUUGUUUCCGGGCAGAUUUCGCGAAACGCCGAGAUAUCCGGUGCUGAGUCGCCGCAAAUAAUCGCGCGGUGAGAAGAAGCGAAAGCGAACUCAUCGACGAAGAUCGAUGAAGACCACUCGUUUUGUCCGGUCAAAGUGUCAAAGCUGAAUUUUAUUCACGCUCAUUAUCACGUCCGUCGCGCCCGCCGCGAUUGUCCGUUUUAAUGUCUCUCUAUCGCUGCGUCUGAAGUAAAAAAAUUCACCGGGAGAAGUGACGAUAGAGCUUAUCGAGAGAAUUACUAUGAGUUAUUACAAUCUCGAGGAAACCAGCUGGGGCGAACGCGAGAGACGAUAGACGGAGGUUUCGACUAGAAGAAAUUCAGUGCGCGUGCUCGCUGAGAGAGGACAGGAAAAAAUUUCCGGCGCAAUUUCGUUUCGGUCGUUGAGAGGAGGCGGUUCCGCGGUCUGACUUUCGCGAUUGAUGCUCUCAAGGGCGGUAACAUGGAGAUCUCGACCAGGAGACGGCGUCUUUGGCAGCCGUGGCUCAAUGCCGAUACUCUUCGAUUGAUUCGCAAACCGGAAGAGGGGAGACCGAAGACGACGAAUCUGCAUCGGAAACCGAGCAGCGCGUGGCGCAAGGAGCGUAGGAGGGAUCCGAUCCAGAGCGAGGCGUUGGAUAUGUCGGCGGCACGUGUGCACCACAGCAGGCCGAGUGUGAUCGUCCCUACCACUCCGCAAGCCGGCACCACGAUCGAAGACACGGCUGUGACGCCUACCCCGACGGCGACGCCGACCGCGGCGGCUGCAGGAGGGCGGAGAACCGGCAUCAGAAACGUGGAUUCGGACAGCGACCCAGCGAUCGACGAGCACUUCAAACGGUCACUGGGGCUGGAGGAGUACGCAGCCGUCUUCAACGCGACCACCACCGAAAAAGAAACUGUCCUAAGUGUUGACGCUCACUUCGCGAAAGCGCUCGGCGAGACCUGGACGAGGCUUCAGGCGACCAGUCGAAGCAAGGAGUCCACCUAACUACCCGGCAACCUCGCCAGGAAUCUUAUCGUCGUCAUCAUCGUCGUCGUCGUUAUCCUCGUCUUCGUUUGUCGCUCGACGAUCGUCGCAACCCGUUCGGGUGAAAACGUUCCAGUCUCGCUCGUUAAUUACGUACUAGUGAUAAAUCAUUACCAAUAAGAGCUAAUCGAAGGUACGCGCCCGCAUUUCGAACGAGUCGUAUCGACGCGAUGUUGGAGUAGAGAAGUUUAAAGAAACACACACGCUGAAACUUGAACUGGCAGGCGGUACGAUCUCGUUAUAGCGCAGGUCUCUAGGAUUUUUCGGGGAUUUCUGGGAUUGGCAACUGGAUUUGUUGUAUCGACGUCCGAUUGAGUUUUCGUAGAGCAAAGUCGCGUUAUUCCUAUCCGUAUCGUUGAAAGCAGACGUCGGGGAAAAAGGAUACAAAUCGAAAGUCUAAAGAACUACGAGUUGUAAUUGGUUUUAGUAUCGUUUUCUUGGGUCUUCGAAGUAAUCUCUAAAUAAAUUACACCGUUACAAUGAAAAAUUAUGUAAGAAUUUAAAUUUAUGCUCCUGCAAGUUCGAUUGAAAUUGACUUAUCCCUCCUCUUUUCACCCUUCACGCUCUACCACAAGUUGCUUCUUCUUGUAGAAUCCACGAUUAUACGAUUUGUAUGCUUUUUCCUCUCGGAUAUCUUCGGUAGAUAUUUUGCUUUAAUAAAACGUACCGCCGUACGUUGCGCAAGAAGGGUAUCAAGUGUCCUUGAUCUUCUCGCUUUUCAACUCGAUGCUCGUUAUUGUCGCUUUUUCGUCGGAGACAUGCAUGCAAGAAGGCAUCAGGAAGACUGGUCUGCGCGCUGUAUUUUGUACGGUGAGUGUGUACCGUGGGCGAAUUUGAUAUUGUAUAUAGGCACGUAUUCCCAUAUUACGAGACGCCAUCGCCAGUCAUUAUCGUAUAGUCCCGAGUUGUGUACGGAUAUAAAAUUAUUUAUUAUGAUACUUCACACUUCCUCGCAAAGCUUGAUAAGUUUAAUAAGUUUAUACUAUGUAUACAUAUGUACGUAACGAUAUUUACAUAGGCGUACGACUCUAUAACACAUGUUAUAACGAUCGUUAUCGGGAAAUCUUCGUGAAUUAGACGCGUAAAAGAGAGAGAAAGAGAGAGAGAGAGAGAGAGGAGAGAAAGCUGGUAAGAUGAUUGUGUAAUUUAAUAA
Messenger RNA from Dinoponera quadriceps, 3020 nucleotides. RefSeq names its product transcription cofactor vestigial-like protein 4. Gene Ontology annotation, molecular function: transcription coactivator binding. The transcript has 4 exons. The record is from RefSeq and is a predicted model, not a curated record. Lineage: Eukaryota; Metazoa; Arthropoda; Insecta; Hymenoptera; Formicidae. Bases 1301 to 1828 code for a protein of 175 amino acids. Gene Ontology annotation, biological process: negative regulation of DNA-templated transcription.